Molecule: messenger RNA, 423 nt
Organism: Acaulospora colombiana
Lineage: Eukaryota; Fungi; Glomeromycota; Glomeromycetes; Diversisporales; Acaulosporaceae
Source: the annotation of a GenBank genome assembly
AUGAUCGAGGUGUCUGAGGCUGCUGGCUCAGCUGCGUUGCGGAAGGAUAAACAUGUUCAGCUAUGUCACACGAGGGUAACGGAGGUACCUACAGACCGGAAUCCGAUGAGGCGGCUUGCUGGAGGAGGCAGAGCGAGCGAGCCCAUGAAGCACCCAGGGGAGCGAAAUUGGAAGAUCAGUCGCCUUCUGCACAUCAUCCCAAACAGCUUCGAAAUUUGUGAUCACAUCCAGGAGAUCACAAAUUCUACUUCAAGUCUAAGCAGUCGCCCCUGGUCCAACGAAAAAAAAGCGCAAUCUCAUCAGGGAGGAACGAUAUCUGAUAGACAAGAGAUUCUACAAGGGGAUACGAAGCAAGGGGAUGUUCAGCGAUUCAUAAACGCGUUCCGUCCACAGAAUCAGGAGGAGGCACUUCUCUGUCGCUAA